AUGUACAUGGGACGCAGCAUCGCCGCCUUUGCCGCCAUCGUCGUUGUGAGCACAAUGCCAGCUACCGCACAAAACAUGUCGUUUGGAGCCGACAACUUUUACCAAAGUGACAAGGUGUCUGCUCACCCAAUCACCUUUAAAAACCUGUACGGCAUGUCCAUUGCUGCCAACUUGUACAAAGGCAGCAGCAGCAGCAGCAACAGCUCCUCCUCCUCCUCCUCCAGCGGCGGCGGCGCACCCGCCAUUGUCGUCAGCCACCCAUUCGGCGCCGUCAAGGAGCAGAGCGCAAACCUCUACGCCCAAAAGCUGGCCGAGCAAGGCUUCGUCACCGUUGCCUUUGACCACUCGUUUUGGGGCGCCAGCGACGGCGAGCCGCGCAACUCGGUCUCGCCCGAUCUCUUUGUCGAGGCGUACAGCGCGGCCGUCGACUACCUCGGCACCCAAGACUUUGUCGACCGAGAGCGCAUCGGCGGCCUGGGCAUCUGCGGCAGCGGAUCCUGGCUCGUCAGCGCGGCCAAGAUUGACACACGCAUCAAGGCCGUGGCCACGGCGAGCAUGUACGACAUGGGCGCGGCCACCCGCAACGGGCUGCGGCACGCGCAGAGUUUGGAGCAGCGAAGGCAGAUUGCCGACGAGGCGGCGCGGCAGCGCUGGGUCGAGGCAGAGGGCGGUGCGCCUCGGUACACGGGCGGCACACCAAACGAGCUUACCAAGGACACGCCGCCUGUCGCUGCGGAAUUUUACGACUUUUACCGCACGACGCGCGGCGAGUUUACGCCCCCGGGCGCGUCCGAGGCGCUGACCACGCACCCUACGCUCGUGGGCUUUCCCAAAAUGUUUAAUUUUUACCCGUUCAACGACAUCGAGACAAUCUCGCCCCGUCCGCUGCUCUUCAUCUCGGGCGACCAGGCGCACUCGCGCGAGUUUAGCGAGGACGCGUACGCGCGGGCCGCAGAGCCCAAGGAGCUGUACUGGGUUCCGCGGGCUGGUCACGUCGACUUGUAUGAUCGGGUGCAGCUGAUUCCUUUUGAGAAGCUCACCGACUUUUUUCGGACCAGUCUUUAG
Molecule: messenger RNA, 1065 nt
Organism: Beauveria bassiana ARSEF 2860
Lineage: Eukaryota; Fungi; Ascomycota; Sordariomycetes; Hypocreales; Cordycipitaceae
Product: alpha/beta superfamily hydrolase
Exons: 1
Coding region: 1-1065 (354 amino acids)
Source: RefSeq, a predicted model, not a curated record